This is a messenger RNA of Eremomyces bilateralis CBS 781.70, 2952 nucleotides long. RefSeq lists its product as uncharacterized. Gene Ontology annotation, biological process: phosphatidylinositol phosphate biosynthetic process; phosphatidylinositol-mediated signaling. The record is from RefSeq and is a predicted model, not a curated record. The transcript is spliced from 4 exons. Gene Ontology annotation, cellular component: cytoplasm; membrane. NCBI's taxonomy places the organism in Eukaryota, Fungi, Ascomycota, Dothideomycetes, Eremomycetales, Eremomycetaceae. Bases 1 to 2952 code for a protein of 983 amino acids. Gene Ontology annotation, molecular function: 1-phosphatidylinositol 4-kinase activity.
AUGAGUUGGCAGCUGUUGGAACGCUUCAUCGAGUCGGAUCAUUUCAAUAACGAUCCCUCGCUUUCGGUGGCAUAUCUCUCGCGGUAUGCGGACCACGUGGGGAUUCACUAUGUCCUUUGCUCCAAGCUUCGGCAGUUCUCCUACGAGGAGAUCGAAUUCUACCUCCCGCAGCUAUGCCACCUGCUUGUCUCCGUCGACAAUGAGUCUAUGGCCUUGGAAGAGUUCAUCACCGAUCUCUGCGAAGAAUCAGUGAACUCCGCUCUCCUAACAUUCUGGCUCUUCCAAACCUACCUCCAUGACCUCUCUGCCAACCCUCAAUCCCCCUCUUUCAAAUCCGCCCGCCGUAUCUACAACAGGGUCCAACGCAUCGUCUUCGGCGGCUCCGACUCCAUCCGCCGCGACCGCAUCAAAGAAAACAUCCUCCCCGUCUCCGUCCUCGCCUCCCUCGUCCUCGCAACCACCGCGGCCCCAUUCCUCGCCCACCAUGCCGGCCCUCUCGCCAUCGGCCAGGCCCGAAAACCCCGCCCCGUCGAAGACAUGAUCGAGGACCCCACGCACGUCCACCAGGCGCCGCAAAUCCGACGAAGCCAAACCGUUUCCGAAGGCCCGUCUCGGCCACGGAAACCAAGGCCACCGCGGGUGGAGGGGCUCAACGACUCGGAUCAGCGCAGACCGCGAACGAUGCAGAAUGGACCGGUGAUGCCCGUGAUUUCCUCACCCCGGAAAGUCCGCACUUUCGAAAUAGUCCCACGAUCGUCAUCGGCAAUCCUAAGGGACGAGAGUCGCUCACGGCUGAACUCCCCGUCAUUGCCAGAUGUGCGUGCUCCAAAAGCGGCACCGAUGCCGACGCCGCCAGCAAGCGCGGGGUUGCCGCUGGCAAGGCUUCGGGAAAAUCUGAAUAGGCGGCACUCGCAUGCGCCGAGGCCGUUGACCCCGUCGUCCAUCCCGAGGCCGCAGAGGAUCCGGAUGCUAAGAUCGAACUAUUUUCGUAGCGAGACGGCGUUUUUAACCGCGUUAGAGGACAUUUCGAUUCGGUUGGUGGCGGUGCCGAAGCCGGCGCGAUUGAGCGCAUUGCGAGCGGAGUUGGCGCUGAUUGCUCAGGAUCUGCCCGCGGAGGUGGACAUUCCGCUGAUAUGCCCUGCUUCGCUCAUCGAUGGAUCGGCGUCGAAGAGUUUGCAUCACCGAAUUGUGCGGAUCAAUCCCGCGGAGGCGACAAGUUUGAACAGCGCAGAACGAGUGCCGUAUCUAUUGAUGAUGGAGGUGUUGAGGGACGAUCUCACUUUUGACCCUGACACGGAGGAGAACAAGUCAUUGUUGAAUAAGCUGAUGGUUGAGAGAUCCACAACCCGACGACGGUUGUUCGACACCUCGGACGCUUUAAGAGAAGUGAGUGUGGAAAGGACAUCGGAGCCGAAGGUGGACAGCGUAUUCGAGCCCGAAAACGGUGAUCUGGGAAGCAGCUCUCUUUUGAGAGACCCCGAGGAAUCCUCCAGGCCUCGAAUCCCUUACCCGACAUACGGAUAUGCCGCACGUAGCCUCAUGCCUCGUUCGUCGAGUGGCAACAACACCGCAAACUCGAACACAGCACACACGACACCGCGUACCUCUUCCUUGGAAAACAGCCGCUCCAGCAGCCCCUUGCCACGACGCAUCACCAUCUCCGGCUCCCGCAACACCACCGACGCGGCCGAGGUCUCUGCCCUCGCGACGCACAUGCGCACCGCUGCCCAAAUGCUCGCCCAACUCAACACUAGCGGCUCCAAGCGCCCCCGCGCCGAAAUCGAAGCCAUCCAAUCCCGCAUCAUCGCCAGCAUGCAGAACCUCGAAGAGCAGAACUUCAGCGUCUCCGAGCCCGGCAGCAACCCGUCCCCGAUCAUCGAACGCAUCAUCUCCAACCACGCCCUCGAAUCCCCUUCCGACGCCCUCGAUUUCGAGGACUCCCCCGACCCCAACAGUGCUUCCGGCGCCGGCGCCGCCCGCAUGGAAAACGACCAGAAAACCGGCGGCCUGCUCCGGAAUGGCGACCGCGACGACCCCAGCGCCGCCACCGUCGGUGAAGACUGGGCGUCCAAGCGCGAGCGCAUCCGCCGCUCUUCACCGUACGGGUGGAUGGCGAACUGGGACCUCGUCAGCGUGAUCGUGAAGACGGGAGCCGACCUCCGCCAAGAAGCGUUCGCAUGCCAGCUUAUCUCCGUGUGCGCGAAGAUCUGGGCGGAUGCCGGCGUUGAUGUGUGGGUGAAGCGGAUGCGCAUCCUCGUCACGGGCGAGAGUUCGGGACUAAUCGAGACGAUCACCAAUGGCGUGAGCCUGCACUCGCUGAAGCGGAGCCUCACGCUGGCGAGCAUCGCGGCGGGGAAGAACCCGCGGAAGGGGAUCGCGACGUUGCCGGAUCACUUCGCGCAGGCGUUCGGGGACGCGGACGGCGAGGCGUACGGCGCGGCGGUGGAUGCGUUCAAGCGCAGCCUGGCGGCGUACAGCGUCAUUUCGUACGUCCUCCUCCUCAAAGACCGGCACAAUGGCAACAUCCUGAUCGACAACGCGGGGCACGUGAUCCACAUUGACUUCGGGUUCAUGCUGAGCAACUCCCCGGGCAACAUGGGGUUCGAGACGGCGGCGUUCAAGCUCACGCAAGAGUACGUCGACGUGCUCGGCGGGGUGGGGUCCCCGGCGUUCGAGGAUUUCAAAGCACUUUGCCGCGAGGCGUUCUUGGCGCUGCGGAAGGAGGCGGACCGCAUCAUCAUGCUGGUGGAGAUGAUGGGGCGGCAGAGCAAGAUGCCGUGCUAUGCGGUAGGCGUGGCACAGGUGGUGGGGACGCUGAAGGCGCGGUUUGCGUUGCAUUUAAGCCGGGAUGAGGUCGCGGGGUUCGUGGAUGAUUUGGUGGCGAAGAGUAACGGGAAUUAUUUCACGAGACUUUAUGAUACGUUCCAGUAUCGGACGCAAGGCAUUUACUGA